AAACACGGGACAGUACAUGGAAGUCUUCGAGGGAUGUCACGUAGGAGGUGGAUUGGAUCCUUCACUGUCGACUGUGGUUGAAAAAGUCUGUUUGAACUUAAGAAGGGUUUCGGAUCUCUCAAGUGAGGGGAGGCAUUCGAUUUGCAGAUUUCCCACUCUUCAUGAUGACUGAGCAGAACAGCGCGAUGGCACCGUGGUCCGAAGAUGAGUUGAGAGCCAAAGUGGGACAGCUCUUCAUCGUCGGCUUCCACGGCCACGUCGCAAGCGAAGACAUCAGAACCCUCAUCACUACCCACAAAGUCGGCGCCGUGAUCCUCUUCCUCCGCAAUGUCUCAACCGCCACACAACUCACCGAGCUCACCACUUCCCUCCAAGAGAUCGCUGCAGCCUCGGGUCAUGAGCAGGGCCUCUUCAUCGCCAUCGACCAAGAAAAUGGUCUCGUCACGCGAAUCAAACCGCCUGUUGCUGCACAGCUUCCUGGAUCCAUGGCUCUGGGUGCAACAGGAGAUGCAUCGAAUGCAUUCAAGAUCGCGUCGGCGACAGCAGAGACGUUGAAGGCUUUUGGGAUUAACAUAAAUUAUGCUCCGAUCGCUGAUGUGAAUUCCGAGCCAAAGAAUCCGGUCAUCGGGGUAAGAUCCCCGUCGGAUGAUCCCGAAACUGUUGGAAGACUUGUAUCUGCGCAAGUGAAGGGGUUAAGUGAAGGUGGGAUUCUUCCAUGUGUGAAGCAUUUUCCAGGACAUGGGGAUACUGCUGUGGAUUCGCAUUUUGGGUUGCCGGUUACAGCGAAGAGUAAGGCAGAGCUGGAUGCUUGCGAGUUGGUACCGUUUCGAAGGGCGGUGGUUGAGGGUGUUGAGUCUGUUAUGACGGCUCAUAUUGCUAUGCCUGGAAUCGGAGACCCGAGCUUGGGAGAGGAUCAUCCUUCCAAGAAAGUACCGGCGAGUUUGAACUCGGAUGCCAUCAAGAUUUUAAGGGAUGAGAUGAAGUUUGAUGGCAUGAUCGUCAGUGAUUGCCUGGAAAUGGAUGGUGUGAGGGCAACUUUUGGAACAGAGAAGGGUGCUGUCAUGGCGUUGAAGGCAGGAAAUGACUGCGCGAUGAUCUGCCACACGAUGUCGGCACAAGUUGGCGCCAUCGAACAGGUCGUUCAAGCAGUGAAAUCUGGCGAGCUUUCGCAAGAGGCCAUUCGAUUGUCGGUGGAUAGAGUCAGGAUUCUCAAAGCCAAGUAUGGCAUUCAAGCUCCGCUGGUGGCUGAAGAAAUGUGGAGAACACGCGACACAAAUUCGAGGAAUACUAGACAAGCUGGCCUUGCGGCUGAUAUCUAUGCCAAGAGCGCAACGGUCGUCCGCUCCGAACCUGGCUUAAUCCCACUUUCGCCGCACACCAUGAACACGAAGCUUGUUUUCGUCAGUCCUGGGAAGACCCCAGUCGGCGGUGGAGCAGUCGGAAGUGGAGAAGAGAAAACCCGGGAACCAUAUACGCCAGCAUCGUACAUUGAUCUGAUCCAGGUUCACAACCCAGAUGCCAUUGAUGUUCGAUUCCACGAUGGCUUUAAACUUUCGAGAGAGGAAGAGAAACAUAUCGCCGACUCUGAUGUCAUCAUCUUCGCAACGAGGAACGCAAGUCUAAGUCCAUACCAAAAAGACCUUGGCUUGUCUCUGGGGAAGAAGUAUGGAAACAAAUUGAUUGUCGUCGCAACUUGCGAUCCAUAUGACUUCCUCGAGGAAAAGGCUGACAUCAAAAAUUACAUCACGAUCUAUGAGCCUACGAUCCCUGCAUUCAAGGCAGCUGUGGACAUCAUCUUUGGAAUUGCGAAAUCUCGGGGCUCCUUGCCUGUCGGAACUCCUCCCGUCAAGCAUGCCAUCAGGGGUCUCACCAACUUCAACGAGGAUUUUGAACAUAUAUUGCAGAUGUGGAAGACAAUCUUUCCGAAAUGGCCGAUCGAACGCUCGCGCAUGCAAAACCUUCUCCGCCAACCUCCUGGUCGACAUUAUAUUCACGAGAAGGGGCUCUGUCUAUCCUUCCUGACCGAUGGGCCACACGGCAAAAUUGCUGCAGUGGGUGUGCUGCCAGAAUACCGAGGUAACGGCCUCGGCACUGCUUUUAUGAAAAAAGCACAAGCCGAGUUGAGAAGUAUGGCUCGUGCUAAUGGGGAUGGGGAAUUGAAGUCGUUGGAGAUCGGAUCUGUGUUUCCUAGAUUCUGGCCACAGGUGCCGACUGAUUUCCCACAAGAAUUCAAAGAUUUUUUUCUUCACAGCGGCUUUCACAAAUCCACGGCACCAACCGCCCGGGAUCUCUACAGAGAUAUCCGCGGCCCUGUCGCUCCACCAGAAACCCUCGAGCGAGUCUCAAAGAUGAACCUCAAAUUCUCUCCCUGGUCUCCAGCGCUGUAUGAAGAAUGCAUGACAAAGCAAAGGGGCAAUUUCAGGCAAAUCGGGUGGGUCAACGCCUACGAAACUCUCGCAGCUCGGAAUCAACACCACGAAGUAAUGGUGGCCUUCGACCCUGACACGAACGCACAAAUCGGAUGGACAUUGAUGUGUUCUCAUUAUGCCAUCAUCAGCGACGCCUUUGCUUUCCUGCCAUUGAUGCCAUCGAAAGAGAAGACAGGGCUCAUUGCUUGUGUUGGGGUUGAUGAGAGUGCGCGAGGCAAAGGAGUAGGACUGGCGCUACUGGUAAAAGCCAUGGAGCAUAUGCGGGAACGGGGGAUUGAGGGUGUGUGUAUCGAUUGGGUUGUGAUCAGAGGCUUCUAUGAACGCCUCGGAUUCGAGGUUUGUUGGGAAUAUGAAGGUUACCAAUGGUGAGGGGACCACGUGCCAGAUGGGAAAGAAUGCAUGCAAGCCCGUUUGGAUACAGCCUUCCUUCUUGUGUGUCGACAGCGUGGGAAGACGGGAGGAAACAUGCAUUCGGAUCGCCGGCGUGCUUGUACCCGUCUUCUCUCGGAAGUGGUUUCUUCUCGAGUCAACAUUAUACAAACGCCUUUCGGAACUUCGUCAAGUUUUGAGUCACAAUAAUAUCACACGAUUUCGACACGACUUCCUCAGGAAGGGCGACCUGACAGGGCGCGUUUGACAUCACUUCAUCGUACCAACGGGUGAGAGUACAUUGUGAGCGUUCGGGAUGCUCCCUCCACUCAAGCUUGGCAAUUGCUUCCUUCCAGCUUUCUCGGUUGUCAAAUUUCCUCUUCUUGCCGUAUUUGCGUGCGAAGUUCUCCUUGCUUUCGCUCCCAAAUGGAGAAGUGCGCGGUGGUGGUGACAGACCCUGAGGUCGCUCCUUCCUCAACUGCC
Molecule: messenger RNA, 3281 nt
Organism: Hyaloscypha bicolor E
Lineage: Eukaryota; Fungi; Ascomycota; Leotiomycetes; Helotiales; Hyaloscyphaceae
Product: glycoside hydrolase family 3 protein
Exons: 5
Coding region: 162-2798 (878 amino acids)
Biological process (GO): carbohydrate metabolic process; peptidoglycan turnover
Molecular function (GO): acyltransferase activity, transferring groups other than amino-acyl groups; hydrolase activity, hydrolyzing O-glycosyl compounds
Source: RefSeq, a predicted model, not a curated record